Malaclemys terrapin pileata is the source of this 1009-nucleotide messenger RNA. It is a transcript of the gene MOB3C, whose product is annotated as MOB kinase activator 3C. Gene Ontology annotation, cellular component: cytoplasm; nucleus. The record is from RefSeq and is a predicted model, not a curated record. Bases 263 to 913 code for a protein of 216 amino acids. Gene Ontology annotation, molecular function: protein kinase activator activity. Gene Ontology annotation, biological process: positive regulation of protein phosphorylation; signal transduction. The transcript has 4 exons. NCBI's taxonomy places the organism in Eukaryota, Metazoa, Chordata, Testudines, Emydidae.
UGAAAACCCCAGCAAGGGUUGGUGUGUGUGUGUGUGAGGUUUUUCCCUGACCCCGGGAUCUCACAGCUAAACCGAGGGAGCCCAGAAGGAAUCCGGAGGAUCUAGCUAGUUGACCUUUCCAUACACUCGGGAGGGAUUCGGUCUCUAAUUCAGAUCAGUUCUGGAGUUAGAAACCCACGAUGUCCACCCUGAAGCUCCCCGGCUAGGAAUCUGCCUUGGGACACACCGCUGCCCCUUUUAAACCUGGCUGCCCCAGCCCAGAAUGGCUUUGUGCCUCAGCCAAGUUUUCAACAAAGACAAAACCUUUCGCCCCCGUAAGAAAUUCGAGCCCGGCACCCAGCGGUUUGAGCUGUACAAGAAAGCCCAGGCCUCUCUCAAAUCUGGGCUGGAUCUGAAGACUGUGGUCCAGUUGCCACCUGGGGAGAAUAUCAAUGACUGGAUAGCGGUGCACGUGGUUGACUUCUUCAACAGGAUAAACCUUAUCUAUGGGACGAUGUCGGAGUUCUGCACCGAGAAGAGCUGCCCCAUCAUGUCCGGUGGGCUCAAAUAUGAAUAUAGGUGGCAGGAUGAUCAUAAGUACAAGAGGCCGACCAAACUAUCGGCACCCCAGUACAUGUGUAUGCUGAUGGAAUGGAUUGAGAUGCUCAUUAACAAUGAAGACAUCUUUCCUACCAGGAUCGGAGUCCCCUUCCCCAAGAACUUCCAGCAGGUGUGUACCAAGAUCCUCACCCGCCUCUUCCGAGUCUUCGUCCACGUCUACAUCCAUCACUUCGAUAGUAUCAUCAGCAUGGGCGCCGAGGCCCAUGUCAACACCUGCUACAAGCACUUUUACUACUUCAUCAAAGAGUUCAGCCUCAUUGACCACCGGGAGCUGGAGCCUUUGAAAGAAAUGACAGAGAGAAUUUGCCACUGAGACGAUUUCUGCCGAGAAGUCCGUCUGUCUCCCCCGGAGCCCACUUGCAACGCGGAAUGCUGGACAAUCUGACUCUGAGGUCUUGCUGUGGAGAUU